UUCUGCUUUGUUGAAUAUGAACUACUGCUUUGUUGAAUAUGAACUACGGUGGUCCUGUCUCAAUCUCUGCCUAUGGAGACACUAAUCUGAUCCCUCACCCUGUUCAGCAAGCAUUGUCUUCAACUGGUGUUGGUCUUCAUCACGUCCCUGCAGGAGUUAAAGAUGCGAGUGAUAAGAAGAUACUAGUAGAUAUGUUAUUGUGGGCUGUAGACAACCCUGCACCAGCCAACUUCAUGCUCAUCUCCGUUGAUAGAGACUUCUCCAAUGCUCUUCACCAGCUGAGCAUGAGGAGGUACACUAUUCUCCUAGCUCAGCCUCCACGUGCCUCUGCUCCACUUGUUGCUGCUGCUAAAAAUGUAUGGCCUAGCAUCUGGUGGUCCUCUUACUAGUAGUGAAUCCUCUAGAUUUGUUAACAAUGGACAUGGUCUUGCUUCUAAUAAUGAACCGUUGAAAGAUCCAGUUUCUGAUCAAGCUCAGUCCAGCAAACCAACUGUCUCAAACUUUGUUCUGGAGAUAAUUCUGCAGAUCCUUCAUUAUUGGCUGAGGUGUAUGUGGAUAUUUUUGCUUCAAUACUCCUAAUCACAGGAGGAGGACUAUGCUUCUAUGGUGAGUGAUUGCUUCAUUUCUUUUUUUUGUUCGAGAGUUGUUGAACGUUUUUAUUGCUGUGAUUUUACCUAUCUUGCCAUAAUGAUCUAGUAAGCAGAAGUUUACAAACAAAGAGGUGUGGUUAACUAAGGAUUCCAUAAUAGAAACACCAUUGGAGAUAUAUUUUCUAUUAGGGUCCUUAACUAUUCCCUAAAAAAUAAAAAAUAUUAAUUUAAUCCUAAGGACUCCAAUGGUGAGUAACACCAUUGGAGGUGCUCUAAGCACUUAUUCUAGUGUUACUUUCAUGUUUCUUUUUUUUUUCUUUUUAUGCCAAGACUUUUCAAGUUUCUAAGUCAAGAUUAUAUAGACUUACGUGUGUAUUUU
Molecule: messenger RNA, 969 nt
Organism: Eruca vesicaria subsp. sativa (arugula)
Lineage: Eukaryota; Viridiplantae; Streptophyta; Magnoliopsida; Brassicales; Brassicaceae
Source: the annotation of a GenBank genome assembly